Messenger RNA from Daphnia pulex (common water flea), 767 nucleotides. RefSeq names its product 39S ribosomal protein L43, mitochondrial-like (gene mRpL43). Gene Ontology annotation, cellular component: mitochondrial large ribosomal subunit. Bases 165 to 716 code for a protein of 183 amino acids. The transcript has 4 exons. Gene Ontology annotation, molecular function: structural constituent of ribosome. The record is from RefSeq and is a predicted model, not a curated record. NCBI's taxonomy places the organism in Eukaryota, Metazoa, Arthropoda, Branchiopoda, Diplostraca, Daphniidae. Gene Ontology annotation, biological process: mitochondrial translation.
CAACGGUGUAACAUGAAAAACAAUCGUCUGCAUACCGCAAGUGUAAAAAGUUUUGCAUUGCUGCUUUGCUUGUAAAUUCUAAAUUGAAAGCAUUAUUUUGUAUUAUACUUUUGGAUACGAGUAUAAUUCAAAUAUCAUAGUUUGUUUGAGAACCAUUAGCUGCAAUGUCUAACAAACAUCUCUUUCUACCGUCGGGAUUUAUUCGUACACCAUUACAAAAUGGACUAGGACGAUACAUUCCACAACUGCAAAGGAUUACGCUCAAGUUCUGUAAAAAUCACGGUGGAAGUCGUGGUGUUCGAGAUUUUAUUGAAACUGAUUUGAUGGAAUUUGCAAAGACCAAUCCUGGGACAGUUGUUUAUUUGAAACCAAGAAGACAUCGUUACCCUUGUAUGGUAGCAGAAUACUUGAAUGGAGAACGUGAAUAUUUAAGCUGCCAUGAGUUCAGUAGAGCUGAGAUUCAGAAAUGGCUCAGCUACAUGUGCACAAGAUCAGGAAUUCCUGUUAUGAGAUUUAGGAAAUAUCAACACACUGAUUAUCCCAGUAUUCAGGGUGUUUGGAAUCCUUUUACUCAUCAAGCCCCUGAGAUAAAUGUGGCACAGUUCCCUCAUGAAAUUCUAUCCAAGCCUGCUGAUAAUGGACCCACUGCAACUGAUCAAUUAAUUGAAAUUUUCAAGAAAACACAAAUUAAAGAUCCAGUUAAACCUGAGCACUAGGCAAUAUACCAUUCUUCUUAGCCAAGUCAAUACAGUUUAAAUAGAAACCUG